AUGAUCAGUCAAGUAGUGCUGCUCGAGCUGUUUAGAUCGUUUGGUUGAAAAAGGUGCAGAUUUUUAAACUAAUUGUAUUUCAUUGCACUUUUUUUGUGUGCAUAUAGAAGUGCCUUCGCGCUAAGACUAGUAAAGUAAAUUUAUUUUUAGCAUUCAACUGUGAAGAGUACUAGAAGCUUACGCAACCAUGAAGUUGCUGCUGCUGCUGUUGGCGGGCUUGUUAUGCCUGGUGCCUACAUUCGCUGAGGAGGAGCUAUCCGAUUUCGAUUUGGACGAAUUGGUGGAUGACGAUUUCGGUGAGAGUGCAGAGGAGAUGCUGCGUCAAUUGGAGCAAAAGAACCAGAAAAAUGAUUUGGAACGUGAAAAUGAACUCGCUAAUAAAUUUGCCGCUGAAGCCAGAGACCAGCAGAAUAACGUAUUGCAACCCGUCGUUGAAAUUGAUCCAUGUGAGAAGAUGCACUGCGGUGCUGGUCGUGUCUGCCAGCUGAAUGACAAUGAAGCCAAAUGUGUGUGCAUACCCGAGUGUCCUGAGGAGCCAGAUGCACGUCGUCACGUCUGCACGAACCGCAAUGAAACUUGGCUUUCCGAUUGCGCUGUCUACCAGCAGCGUUGUCUUUGCGACACUAAUGCACCUGGUUGCUUGAAACCCGAAAACAGUCACGUUCACAUCGACUACUACGGACCAUGCCACGAAAAACGCGAAUGCUCCGAAGAGGAUAUGAAAGAUUUUCCACGUCGCAUGCGUGAUUGGCUUUUCAACGUGAUGCGUGAUUUGGCCGAACGUGAUGAGCUCACCGAACAUUAUAUGCAAAUGGAAUUGGAAGCGGAAACCAAUAUGACACGUCGUUGGACUAACGCAGCCGUCUGGAAAUGGUGUGACUUAGAUGGUGACACUGAUCGUUCGGUAUCACGUCACGAACUCUUCCCCAUCCGUGCGCCAUUGGUCAGUCUGGAGCAGUGCAUUGCACCAUUUUUAGAAUCUUGUGACUCUAAUAAUGACCAUCGCAUUACUUUGGUGGAAUGGGGUGCUUGCUUGGAAUUGGAUGAGACCGAUUUGAAUGAGCGUUGCGACGAUAUUCACAGAAAUACACCACAAUUGCUUGGCUAAAAAUUGGCUGAAUACGGACGAAGUCCAGCCAAAACGUUUGAAGCUUUAUUUUCUUUAACACUACUCUAAAAUACAUAUGUAUGUAUGCACAUAUAUACAUAUAUGUAAAUGUUAAUUGUGUGCCUAAUAGUUUCUGUAUAUGGAAUCAUUCGAUUUAUGCUUAUCAGCGAAUAUUGAGAUUUUAGCUUAUAAAUAACAGUAAUAAAAUUUUAUAAAAUUUAAAAA
Ceratitis capitata (Mediterranean fruit fly) is the source of this 1333-nucleotide messenger RNA. It is a transcript of the gene SPARC, whose product is annotated as SPARC. The record is from RefSeq and is a predicted model, not a curated record. The transcript is spliced from 5 exons. Gene Ontology annotation, biological process: anatomical structure development. NCBI's taxonomy places the organism in Eukaryota, Metazoa, Arthropoda, Insecta, Diptera, Tephritidae. The coding region runs from base 188 to 1108 and encodes 306 amino acids. Gene Ontology annotation, molecular function: extracellular matrix binding; protein binding; collagen binding.